AUGGCCACAGGUGUAUAAAAUCAAGCACCUAGACAUGCAGACUGCUUCUACAAACAUUUGUGAAAGAAUAGGUUGCUCUCAGGAGCUCAGUGAAUUCAAGCGUGGUACUGUGAUAGGUUGCCACCUGUGCAAUAAGUCCAUCCGCGAAAUUUCCUUGCUACUAAAUAUUCCGCAGUCAACUGUUAGUGGUAUUAUAACAAAGCGGAAGCAACUGGGAACAACAGCAACUCAGCAAUAAAGUGGUAGGCCACGUAAAAUGACAGAGUGAAGUCAGCGCAUGCUAAAGUGCACAGUGCGCAGAAGUCUCCAACUGUCUGCAGAGUCAAUAGCUAAAGACCUCCAAAUUCAUGCGGCCUUCAGAUUAGCACAACUACAGUGCAUAGAGAGCUUGAUGAAAUGGGUUUCCAUGGCUGAGCAGCUGCAUCCAAG
Molecule: messenger RNA, 429 nt
Organism: Staurois parvus
Lineage: Eukaryota; Metazoa; Chordata; Amphibia; Anura; Ranidae
Source: the annotation of a GenBank genome assembly